Anthostomella pinea is the source of this 933-nucleotide messenger RNA. Lineage: Eukaryota; Fungi; Ascomycota; Sordariomycetes; Xylariales; Xylariaceae. The record is from the annotation of a GenBank genome assembly.
AUGGUGCAAAUCACAGAGGGGAAAUUCAAGAUCGACGGCGUGAGCCUGUUCACGAAAACAUGGCUGCCUGGUGGGGAUGUACCACCCAAGGCCAAGAUGAUCAUGUUCCACGGCUUCAGCGACCACAUAGGCCGGUACUACGACUUCUUCCCCUACCUAGCCUCGCGCGGCAUCGCCGUCUACGGCGUGGACCAGCGGGGCUGGGGCAAGAGCGCGCCCACGCACAGCGACAAGGGCCGAUCAGGGCCGACGACGCGCGUGCUCGCCGACAUGGCGGCCUUCGUGCAGGACCGCGCCGCAGCCGCGCCCGCCACGGCGCCCGUCUUUGUUUGCGGCCACUCGAUGGGUGGCGGGCAGGUCAUGGCGCUGGCGAGCUCGCCCGAGCACGAAUCCGAUGUGGUCGCGCGCGUGCGCGGCUGGAUCCUCGAGGCGCCCUUUCUGGGCUUCGCGCAGGAGCUGCAGCCCAACUGGCUGACCAUCGCCAGCGGCAAGCUGGCGUCGCACGUGCUGCCUGGCUUCAAGAUGCACCGGCCCAUCCCGCCCGAGGACAUCACGCGCGACCCGGACGUGCAGCGCAGCAUCGCCGACGACGCCCUCUGCCACAACUACGGCACGCUGGAGGGGCUGGCGGGCAUGCUGGACCGCACCGAAAAGCUCUCCUCGGGCCGCAUGCAGCUGAGUCCGAAGGUGAGGUCGCUGCUGCUGGCGCACGGCACGGGGGACAAGGCGACCAGCUUUGACAAGUCCAAGGCGUGGUUUGAGCGCCAGACGCAGCUGCAGGAUAAGGAGUUCAAGGCGUACGAGGGCGUCUAUCAUCAGAUUCAUGCUGAUCACGGCAAGGAGGUUUUCUAUGAGGAUGUGGCGAAUUGGAUCCUGGCGCGGUGUGAUGGUGAUGGGCCGACAGGUGGUGGUGCGCCGGAGGCGAAGCUGUGA